Molecule: messenger RNA, 1758 nt
Organism: Anolis sagrei ordinatus
Lineage: Eukaryota; Metazoa; Chordata; Lepidosauria; Squamata; Anolidae
Source: RefSeq, a predicted model, not a curated record
AUGGUGCUGAACCGCCCCUCUCAAGGAGGUUCAACACUGUGGAUACAUCCUUCGAAAUGCAGACUGUUGACAUGGAAGCCAUCUUUAACUGUGCCAGAUAACUUCAAGGACCCAUCUGCACUGCACGUUUUGUUGCCGCUUGGGACUAGCUUCUCCACUGAACUCUUUUCCCUCUCCUCUCUCAUAGCCAGCCGUCCUUGUGCCCCCCGUUUUUUCGGCACCAAGGCCAUGGUCUGCGUCUGCAAUGCCACCUACUGUGACACAAUGGACCCCGUCUCCAUCCCCGAUGUUGGCAGCUUUGUCAAAUAUGAGAGCACCAGGGCUGGGGGGCGUUUGGAGCGCAGCGAAGGGGUGAUCCAUCCAAGCACCUCUGGUUCAGGCUUGCAAUAUACGUACAACCCUUUUGUACACUACCAGCGCAUCAAAGGUUUUGGCGGGUCCCUCACUGACGCUGCUGCGAUCAACAUCAAGCGCUUGUCUACGGAAGCCCAGGACCACUUGCUCCGCUCUUACUUCUCUGAAGAAGGGAUUGAGUACAACCUUUUGCGCCUGCCCAUGGCAUGCUCUGACUUCUCCACGCGAGCGUACAGUUACGCAGACCAGUGUGUGAAUGACUACAACUUGAAGUGCUUCAGUCUGGCUUAUGAAGACACUGAACUGAGGAUCCCGCUCCUCCACCGCUUCAUGGCCACUGCGAAGCGGCACCUCUCCCUCAUUGGCAGUCCAUGGAGCGCUCCCGGCUGGCUGAGGACCAAUAACCAAGUGAUGGGCAAAGCGCGCCUGAAGGGAGAGCCAGGCGAUAUCCACCACAAGACCUGGGCCCGCUAUUUUGUCAGGUUCCUGGACGAAUACGCCCGUCACAACAUCACCUUCUGGGCAGUCACAGCUCAGAACGAGCCGUCAUCCUCGGUUUUCAUUCCCAUGAAGAAUUUCCCCAUGACCCAGUUUAGUCCGGAAACGCAACGGGAUUUCAUCAUCAUGGAUCUGGGCCCUACAUUGGCCGCCAGUCGCCAUAAGGACGUCCUGCUCAUCAUUCACGAUGACCAAAGGAUCCACCUGCCUAAUUGGGCCAAUGUGGUCAUCGGGAACAGCAGUGCUGCCAAGUAUGUGGCUGGCAUUGGGAUCCACUGGUACCUAGACAGUGUGACUCCUCCUGGACUCACCUUAGAGGCCACCCACCUCCUCUAUCCCAACUUCUUCCUGCUCUACACCGAAUCCUGUAAUGGCUUCCGGAUCUGGGAGCCCAGAGUUGACCUUGGGAGCUGGGAGCGAGGUGUCCGAUACUCCCAAAACAUCCUGACGAACCUCAACAGCUUUAUUGUGGGUUGGAUUGACUGGAACCUGGUUCUGGAUAUGGAAGGGGGACCCAACUAUGUGAAGAACCACGUGGACAGCCCGAUCAUCGUGAAUCCCCUCCGAGACGAGUUCUACAAGCAGCCCAUGUUCUACCACUUGGCUCACUUCAGCAAAUUCAUCCCUGAAGGCUCCAUCCGGGUUGCCUUGACCAGCAAUUUUGAAAUUACCAGCUGCCAAUUGCAUAGUUCUGGCUUCCUACGUCCGGACAAGGUUGCCGUAGUAGUUGUGCUUAACAAGUGCUCCUGGGAUGUGGAUUUCAGCAUCGCCGAUGACCAACUCGGAUACAUUGAGGACAUUGCUCCAGCCCAAUCCAUCCAAACCUACCUUUGGAAGAGGCGAUGAUACUAAAUGAUGGCUUCCCAUCAAAUCGGGAUCCGGUUAUGCCUAGAAGAAGAAAGACAC